This is a messenger RNA of Adineta steineri, 942 nucleotides long. NCBI's taxonomy places the organism in Eukaryota, Metazoa, Rotifera, Eurotatoria, Adinetida, Adinetidae. The record is from the annotation of a GenBank genome assembly.
AUGUCGACAUCUGCCGCUUUAUCAGUUAUACAAAAAGAAUUCAGUCGAUAUUCUGCAUUAUUAACUAUUGGUGGUGGUGUAUUUGGGAAUAUUUGUAUUCUCAUUUUGUUCAGUCAACAUUGGAAAAAUUCUUGUGCAUUAUGUUUGUUAUGUGCUGCAGUAUUCAAUGCUUUUAAUAUUAUUGUUAAUUCGUGGUCGAGAUUGUAUGCUACAUUUAGUCCAGAUAUAACAAACUUCAAUGUGGAUUUGUGUAGACUACGAUUCUAUUCUGGUCAUGUAUGGAGUCAGGUAGGAAGGUAUAUGAUCUGUCUUGCUUGUAUAGAUCGUUAUUUUCUUAUCACAAACAAUAUUCGUUUUCGAAUCAUUAAUCGACCUGUUGUUAUACGAAGUAUUAUUGGAGGUGUCGUUGUUUUUUGGCAUGUGGUAGGUAUUCAUGUGGCUAUUCUAACAAAAAUUGAAAAUGGACUCUGCAGUCAAUUUGGUAUUUACAAUAUUAUAUAUUUCAUUUAUACUAUAAUUGUUGUUAGUUUCAUUCCACCUUUAUUAAUGAUGAUCUUCGGUGUACGAGGCUAUCUUAGUAUGAAGCGUUUGCAUGCACGCGUUCAACCGUUAGGCAACGUGGUUGCAGGUAAUAACGGUAGUACCAUUGCCAAUCGUCGAGAUCGAGAUUUAUUACGCAUGGUUCUUGUUGAAAGUGCUGUUUAUGUGGCGACAAAUGCUUUCUUUCCAUUCAUCAAUUUGGAGAUUGGAAUAACUAAUUAUAUGGGCCUUCAAAAGAGUCCCCUGUAUCGUCAAAUCGAAGUCUUUUUAUCAAAUCUAGGAUCAGUACUUGUUUACUUCAAUAACGCUGUCCCUUUUUAUACCUAUUUGGCGGCAUCAAAAACUUUUCGUAAAGAUGUGAAAGAGUUAUUUACUAAAUUCUGGCGCCGAUUGAUCGGGUAA